AUGCUGUCGAUAAGGUGCGGUUUGGGCGCUGGGGGCGCUGUGGAUAAGGUGCGCGCUACGUGCUUUAGCUCGUGCUGCAUGCGCCUGCAGCAGUACAAGAACCUCGACGCGUCCCGUUCGAUGCUGUUGACGAAGGAAGUGAAGCAGGUCAGCACAGACGCGGAGUUUCUUCAGUUUCGCCUACAACACGCGCGCCGUCAAGUCCACCAUCGUGCACUUCCAGUACGCCCCCCCAGAUACGCCCGCCCAGGUGCGCCCGUCCAGAUACGCCCGCCCAGGUGCGCCCGUCCAGAUACGGCCGUCCAGGUGCGCCCGUCUAGAUACGCCCGUCCAGGUGCGCCCGUCCAGGUACGCCCGCCCAAGUACGCCCGUCCAGAAUACGCCCGUCCAGGUGCGCCCGUCCGGGUGCGCCCUUCUCCUUCCAGGCUUGCGGCAUUGAAACUUGCUCGUGACGCGUGCUGCUUGCCAUCACAAUGCGAUGCGAAUGCAUCAACAGCAACGUCACACCUCGUUCCUCAUCCCCCCCUUCCUCCUCUGUUCCUCCCCUCCCCCCCGAUCCCGCCUUCCCCCUCCCCUUCCUACCCCCUCCCCCCCUCCCCACCUCCCCCCCCAGCUGCGCAACCUAGUCUACAGCGCGCCCCCUGGCUGUACCACCAGCGCGCCACCACUGCCACACUGCGCCCAGGCGGACCCAGGCUCUAUGGGGCCGGGGGGACAGGGGGGACGGGCGGAGCAGGUGGGGGAGUAGCCACUGGCGCGGGGGGAGCAGCAGGGCCUGGGAGAGGGGAUGGAGGGGGAGGGGCGGCGGCAGGGGGGAAUGGGGCAGGAAUGGCGGAUGAUGGGACAUGGGAACCAGUGGGUCGGGUGCAGGUGAGCACGCUGUGUGUGCGCAACGGGCUGGUGGCAGCGGGGGGCUUCAACGGCGAGAUGGUGUGCAAGCGGCUUGACAGCGGCGCAGAGGGCGGCGUGUCGUAUGCUGGGCGGAUAACACGCGAUGAGAGCGCCAUCACCAAUGCCGUAGAGAUCUUUGAAUCCGCCAGCGGAGCAGUGCGAGUGCUAACGUCAAACAAUGACUGCCUCGUGAGGGAGUUUGAUGCUGACUCGUUUGCCAUCAUCGCCCGCCACCACCUGCCAUGGCCCAUCAAUCACACGUCAGUAUCGCCGAACGGCAAGCUGGUGGUGGUGGUGGGGGAUGAUCCAGACGCCUUUCUCAUGGACGCCACGUCUGGCCGGGUGGUGGCGCCUCUGAGCGGCCAUGUGGACUACUCCUUUGCAUCAGCCUGGCACCCCAACGGCCUCACAUUCGCCACAGGCAAUCAGGACACCACCUGCCGAGUCUGGGACCUGCGCUGCCUCUCCCGCUCCCUUGCCACCCUCAAAGGCCGCAUGGGCGCGAUCCGGUCCGUCCGUUUCUCAUCCGACGGCCGGUUUUUGGCCGUAGCUGAACCGGCGGAUUUCGUACAUGUGUAUGACGUGAAAGGGGAGUAUGAGAGGAGCCAGGAGAUUGAUCUGUUUGGGGAGAUUGCGGGGGUGUCGUUCUCUCCGGAUUCGGAGGCGCUGUUUGUGGGUGUGGCGGAUCGCACGUAUAGCAGUUUGUUGGAGUUCAACCGGGCGCGGUGUUGUGACUAUAUCGAUGCUACCGUCCGCACGUUCCGCGCGUUUGAACGGUGGAUGCGCGACGAGGGCAAGAUCCAAUGGUCAGAAAAGCUCGUUUUCCUCCUCACCUGCCCUCCCCCUCCCCCACGCAACCUCCGCCACGGCGCACGCGCCCGUCACUCCCGCGCCUCUCCUUCCGUCUCCCCCGGUCCCUCCGCCUGCCCCCCGCCUGGUCCGCUCCCCGUGGGGGUGUUUGCACGCGCGCCCCUCCCCCUUGGCACAUCCGUUGCGACCAUCCCCAAGUCCGCCUGCCUGACUCCACGCACCUCCCUGCUUGCGCCCUACUUCUCCGCCUCCCCGUUCUUUCAAGCAGAGGGGGAGGCGGAAGGGGAAGGGGAAGGGUCAGAGGAGGGGGAAGGGGAGGCGGAUGAGGAUGGGGAGGGGGGGGAAGAGGAGGGGGGAUCAGGGGAUGCCAGAGAGAGAGGAUGUGCCGGUGCUGUGGGGAAAACGGAAAGCGAAGGAGCUACUAAAGGGGACAGAAAUCGAGCAGGUACCAGUAGCAGAGCUUCACGUCCCCCACCCUCUCCUGCACCCCGCCUCUCUCCACCCCUCUCCGCCUCAACACAGGCCGUCCCCAGUGACCUAGUGGGCAUGCGUGGGGAGUGGAAGCGCCACAUUCUGCCCUUCCUCCUCUCCCUGCCACCCCACCUCCUCCACCUCCUCCCACCAUCCCCAACCGCUUCAAACGAUCGAUACACACACGAGCAGCCGCCAUUGGAGGAGAAUCUGCCGUCGCCCAAUCAGCAGCUGCCAGGUCAGCAGAUGACUAAUCGGCAGCUGCCAGAUCAGCUGUCAUGGGAUGCCUACCUGGCAGUCAAGUCGCUCAUCUCCUCGCGAGCCUUUUCCAUUGACAGCUGGCACGGGCACGGCAUGGUUCCUCUGGCUGACCUGUUCAACCAUCGCACGGCAAGCGAGUCAGUUCACUUUACAAUCAACGAUGGGGAGAGUGAUCCAGAGGAGAGUGGCAAAGAGAGUGAUGAAGAUGGUGAGGAGGUGAGCGAGGAAAGGAGCAAAAGCGAAAGGGGGAAGGGUGGAGACGAGGAGAAGAACGGGGCUAGAGGUAGGGGGGAGGAGGAGGAGGAAGAGGAGCAGUCACUCGAGAAGGAAGGCGAAAGGGAGAAGGCAAGCGAGCAGCUGGAAAUGAUAAUGGUGCGGGAGGAGGGACCUGGGGACGAGGUGUUUAACACCUACGGCCAGCUCAGCACCGCAGCUCUUCUGCUCCGGUACGGCUUCACCGAGCCUCUCAGCUUCGGCGGCGCCGGACCUAAGGGUGGGGAGGAGGAGCUGCCAGUCAGGCUCGGCAAGGGUGGACCAUGGGGUGGAGAAGAGGAGCAGUUGGAGUGUAUAUGCAAUCUACAGUACAACCCAUUUGAUCUGGUUAAUGUGGACCUGAAUGUCAUUAUAAAGGGGCUCAGUCCCGACCAAUCACAGGCCAGCAGUAGAGGAGGGAGAGCAAGCCAAGGAGAGCGUUUCGCAAAAACAGGGCGAGAAUCCAGCCAAUCACAUCGCAGGGGUUCAGGAACUUCCCGGGCGGCAAAGAUUGUUCGUGAUUCUACCUACCCUUCCACUUGCUCCUCCCGGCGCUUGCGGUGGGCUGUGAAGCUGCUAGAGAGGGCUGGGUGCCCCCCGUUAGAGUCACAAGGGGAGAGAUAUUUUGAAAUAUCUGCUGACGGGCGGCCGCAGCUGGAGCUGCUGCUGCUGCUGAGGUUGGCGGGGCUGGGUGACGUGGCAGCUGCCAGGGUGGACGCCAGAGUGGCAGAGAGGGAGGCUGACGUGGAUUGGGCUGGGAUGGGGGCUGCUGAGCUGGCAGGGAUGGUAGAGGAGUGGGUGGAGGGGAUGGGGGAGGGGGAGGGGAUAGAUAGGCGGGCAGGGAGUGUGGGAGGAAAAGAGAAGGGGCAGGGUGGUAGCGGAAAAUGUAUUGAGGGGAGAAAGAGGAGGGAGGGAGAGGAGAGGAUGCGUGAUGGUGAGGUGUCAGCGAGAGGAGAUGAAGGGGAGGCUGAGUUGGGUUCGGAUGAGUCAAGUGAGGGGAGGAAGGGGAGGAAGAGAAGAAGAGGGGGGAGGGAGAGAAGGGACAGAGGUGGUGGGGAGCAUGGUUCAAGAACAGAGUGCAAGGAGGAGCAAGAGAUGGUGGGAGUGGAGAGGGAGGAAGAGAAUGGGGAUGAGGAGGAGGAUGGAGCGGAGAGAGGAGAGGAAGAUGGAGAGGAGGGUGAGUAUGAGGGAGAGGAGGAGAGCAACGAGGAAGAGGUGGCAGCAACCCGUGGGCUACUUGAGCUGCCGACUGUGCGAGCCCUGCUCAGCACAGUGCUGCACGCACGUGACCGCAUGUAUGGGGGAGCACUGAUUACUGCUGCUAAGGCUGCGUUGGACCAGCAGAUGCCUCAAGGCCGUGGGGGUAAAGGACGUGGGACAAGGAGCGAUGCACGUGGGAUGGUGGGUGCGGCAGCGAAUGGCACGUGGACAGUGGUGGAUGAGUUGAGGGCUGCUCAGGUGAUGGAGAGGAAGGAGAGUGCGAUGGGGGUUUGGGGGUGGGAGAGGGAGGAGGUAGAGAGGAGGGAGGGGAGGCAGAGUGAGGGCGGGGAGCAUCGGAGGGAGUGGUGGCGAUUGCUGCAUGCGAGGCGGUUGAGAGUGGCUGAGAGGGGAGUGUUGAUGCGGUGCAGAGCAGUGUGGCUGGGUGAGCGGUGCUUGUGUGGGAGGGAGUGGAGAGGAGAGGAGGCGUGCAGAUUGUGA
Molecule: messenger RNA, 4383 nt
Organism: Closterium sp. NIES-65
Lineage: Eukaryota; Viridiplantae; Streptophyta; Zygnematophyceae; Desmidiales; Closteriaceae
Source: the annotation of a GenBank genome assembly